Lathyrus oleraceus (garden pea) is the source of this 438-nucleotide messenger RNA. RefSeq lists its product as uncharacterized. Bases 1 to 438 code for a protein of 145 amino acids. Lineage: Eukaryota; Viridiplantae; Streptophyta; Magnoliopsida; Fabales; Fabaceae. The record is from RefSeq and is a predicted model, not a curated record. The transcript has a single exon.
AUGAAUCCUCCUGAGUUUCAUGGUGGAUUAGAUCCUGUGAAAGCUCAUAAGUGGAUAAAUAACAUAUUGAGAAUUUUUCAAAUAGUGCACUGCAGUGAAGAUAAUAAGGUUGUGUUUGCUUCUCACAUGAUGAGGGGUCUUGCUAUCAGAUGGUGGGAGAGUGCUUCGAUUGUAAUGACUAAUCAAGGAGUACCCAGGGAUUGGGAACAUUUUAAAACUACUUUUUUGGACAAGUAUUUUUCAAGAACUUUGAGGACUCAUAAGCAGUUUGAAUUCCAGCAGCUUAGGCAGGGUAAUAUGUCAAUGGACGAGUAUGCAGAAAAGUUUGAGGAUAUGGCAACUUACUUCAGGCAAGCCAUGUAUGGAUUAGAUGAGAAGUGGAAAGUUGAUCAGUUUCUAUUUGGAUUGAGGAGUGAAAUAUCUCAUAGUGUUUCUUAG